AGUGCUCACCAACUGGGGACGGUGAGAUUACUUCGAUAACUGUUGGAAUGGAUUAAUUCCAGUUCAGUUCGGUAAGCUAAGUGGACAACACCUUCCGCAAAAUAAUGAUCAAAGCAGUGAUACUGUGCCUGUGCUUGGCCACCGCCUUCGCUCUCAGUACAGAUGGCAAGGAUUCUCGUGUCGUUGGUGGCGUCAAUGCUCUACCCGCAGAAUAUCCAUACAUCGUUUCAAUCCAGCGUACUUUCUUGUUUGUUACAACCCACCUUUGCGGAGGAAGCAUUCUGAACAAUUUCCACGUCAUAACGGCAGCUCAAUGUUUCUUCAGCAACCCCAGUGGUCGGUUCCGCGUGCAAGCUGGCAAACUUACGUUGAACCAGUUCGAGAACACCGAACAGACCGUUAACGUUCUGAUGACCAUUAUGCAUCCGAAUUACACCGGAGCUGCAAUGAGCCCCUAUGACGUUGCUAUUGUUCGACUGCAAUCUCCUUUCGGCUACAACAACUUCAUUCAACCGAUUGUGUUGCCCACCCUGAAUGCAGUUCCAACAGGUGUGGUCCGCUUUGCCGGAUGGGGAUCUACUUCGCUGGGUCUGCUCCCAAGUACCCCUGCAUCUCUGCAGCAAGCUCGUGUUGCAAUCAUACCCAACGCUGAAUGUCAACUAAUGGUGGGAGGCCUCUUUCCGGUUACUGAAGGAAACGUUUGUCUAGGACCCCUAACCGGUGGCAUUGGAGCAUGCGGUGGUGAUGCCGGUGGCCCAGUAGUGCAAGUCGCCAAUAACCAAAAUGUGCUUGUUGGUAUCAUAUCGUGGCACCCUACCCCUUGCGGUGUGCCAGGAGUACCAUCAUUUGCAACCCAUGUGGCCGCUCUUAAUGAAUGGAUCCAACUGAACUCGUUAGUUUGAAAUGAAAUGUUUUGACGACGUUUGAAUUGUUAACAUUAAAGCGUACAGUUGAUGUGUUGUAAAUGCAGUACAGUUAGAAACAAUAAAACAAAAACGUUAAA
Molecule: messenger RNA, 1003 nt
Organism: Aedes aegypti (yellow fever mosquito)
Lineage: Eukaryota; Metazoa; Arthropoda; Insecta; Diptera; Culicidae
Product: trypsin-1
Exons: 3
Coding region: 105-902 (265 amino acids)
Biological process (GO): proteolysis
Molecular function (GO): serine-type endopeptidase activity
Source: RefSeq, a predicted model, not a curated record